AAGGAAAAGGUGACAUUUUGUUUAUGAUUAUAUCUUCUGAGAAGUGAAUGGUGAAAUUUCGCAUCUCUUGGAGUGUAAAAGUGUAAACUGUGAUCGGUGAGCCAAAAUGUCUCAUACAAACCAUUCAACACAUUUACGAGGAAUCAUUAUGAAGAAUUCUUAUUUUUCCCCUUUUUUGUGUUCAAAGCGAAUACACAAAACACACAUAUAUCGUUUUUCUGUGAAUUUUCAUAUUUGUAGUACAGUAAACUGCGCAUACAUCAUCAUUUUUAAAUUGUAGUGUUUAUGAAUAGGUUCAGGUAAAAAAAUAUAUAUACUUUAUGUUUGGAGUGAAAUUGAGCGAGAAGGAGAAAGAAAACGCGCGCACUCACUGUCUCUAUCACUUGUUUGCUGUGGGCCAAAUUCAAAGUUACGGAUCACAUGUUACCAAUGCAACGCAAUGAUAUUUGAGUAUUUGUGUGCGUGUGUUCGUAUGCGAUCAACAAGUAACAACCACCUUCUAAUGCGUUUGCAUGAUCCGCGCAGUGUAUGCUAUGCUAGCAGGCAAGCAAACAAAGAGCGAGAAAGCAACGCAUAAGAAUAGAAUAAAUAGCCGAAAUUUUUUUAUGUCACGCAUGUAGGACAAAGACAUCAACACAAAGAAAUGGAGAGAAGAAAAAAGAUGGGGAGAUAAAGAGGGAGAGAGAAAGAACGCUCGGUAAGUUUCAGAGCAAUUAAUUUGUUCCGACGUAGUUGCAGUCCUGCACGCACUUCAUUACACCAACACAAGCGAAAAACGAAAAUCAAAUUUUAUGACCUUUUUUAUUGGUAUCUUUUCAAUACAUUCAGACGUGUAUGUUCUGAAUUGCCCCGAGAUCUAGGUACUACAAUAACAAAAACGGUCGUCCAAUGCAGCCGAAAUCACUUGACGUUCGUAUGUGUGCGUAUGUGUAUUUUUGUUCGUCUAUUUGUGUCGGUUUCUUUUUGUACGCAUUCAAUUUCGGUAACGUAGAUGUGAAAGAGAGACAAAUUUCUAUGCAUUUUUCUAUGAACACACAAAGCCAUUUUCUAAUGUGUUCCAAUCGUACACACUCUUGGGAUUUUGUAAAAAAUAUUGUAUAUUUUGCUCAUCAUAGCUCUAGCCGCACCGAAUAUGUAUUAGUUUCAGUUUUCUUAUUCUAUUAGUACUCGGUCUAUCUUAACUUUAAAAAAAAAACUCACAAAAACCUAUCGUCUUUGUUAAUCUACAAGCAUUUUUAUAAUCUAAUGAAUUUCAUAUUUCGUUUGAGUUUGAUUUGUGUUUUACCAGUGGUGUGAAUAAAAACGGUGAAAAAUUGUGAUUUUAUUUUGAUCUAUUGAAAAAAGGAGUUCAAAAACAAGUGAAUACACAAUGCCGAAUAUUGAAUGUGCUGUAUGUUCAGAGGAAUUUGGCCAACGAAAUGACACGAGAGACAUAAUCAUAACCCCAUGUGGGCAUGUAUACCAUGAACCAUGCCUAUCAAAAUGGCUUCAAUUUGGUACCAAAUUGGAUGAAGCGCCCAGGACAUGCCCUGAAUGCCGUCAACCGGUUUCAAUGUCAGCAACCCGACGAAUUUACUUUAAUUUUUCGACGGUCAUUGAUAAUUACUCGGAACAUAUCAACUAUUUAAAUUCAGUUGUUUUAGAGAAAAAUAAUAAACUAUACAUAACGCGAAUGCAAUUGAACAAUAUCGAAAGUGAAUAUAGCAAUCAAUUGCGCACGAAAUCGCUAGAGGUGCAAGGUCUUACGGAAAAACUGCAACAUCUCAAACUAGAAUAUAACAAAUUAAAACACUUGAUGUGCAAAACACAAGAUCAGCCGAAGCAACUCCAAGAAAAAAUUGCAAAACUUAAAAUGAAACUCAAAGAAAGCAAACACAAACCAUGUUCAACGUGCCAGGCUAGUUGCAGAGUGAAUUUAAAAGAUGCCACCACAUCAUCGAAUGUAAAUGAAAAUAUGUUCAACCAAACGCCACAAUUCAAUCCAACCGAAGCGAUAGCCGUGAAUCAAAUACGUACCAUGCAACCAAACAACUGUGAUCCAUCGACAUCGAUAUUCAAUCAAAAUUUGUACAUGGCACAAUCAAGUAGAACGCCAACGACAAUUCCAAAUCCUUUAGAUUAUGACAUCAAUACAAUCAACACAAUUAACACAAACUUUCGUUCGAUUCGUCAUCCUUUGUCACAAAGUGCAUAUAUGAGCACAAAUCCAAUGCAAACAUUUGGUUCGAUGAUAGCUCCCAUUCAACCGGCACACGCAACACAAACACCGCAACAGCAACACUUCACCUACAGUCAAACGAAUUUUUUCUUACCUAUUCAAACAACCAACUCAAUAAAUACCACAUACUUCAAUCCCAACGAUCAAACACACUAUAUUGGAUAAUAAGACUCGCAAAUCCAACACUACACAAUUUAAUCACAAACAUUUUUAGAAUUUAAUUUAAUGUGCAACAGAAAAUAGUACAAAAUCUAGAGAAUUAUCGUUCAAAUCUCAGGAAACUAUGACAGACAUUAGACUAAUUUUAUAUAUAUAUUUGGCAGUUGUUUUAGCGAUAAUGAAAAUCAAAAACAUUUAAAUAUUUUUCAAGUGCUAAUAAGUGCUUUGAGUAGCCAAUACUCUCUAAAACAGAUGAUAAAAAAAAAAUUAUUUGCAGUGAAUAGAUUGGGCUACAGCUAUAGCAGUGCUAUUUUCACAGCUCCUAUUCAUAGGUGCUAUUUGUGAACAACGCAUAUGGACAGCGAUUUUAUGAUACAUUCCGGACAUAAUAUAAGAUAAGUCUAUUGUUCUAUUUACAUUUUGAAUAUUUCGUUCGGAAUUGUAUCAUAAAGUCGCUGUCCGUAUGCGUUGUUCACAAAUGGCACCUAUGAAUAGGAGCUGUGAAAAUAGUACUGCUAUAGCUGUAGCCCAAUCUAUUCACUGAUUAUUUGUAGCAAUAACGUCCGAUACCGGAAACGAUUUUUUAAUCUAAAAUAAACGACAAAAAAUAAGUUUAUCGUUAUACAUUUACAGCAUUCAUCAGAAAAUAUGAUAAGACAAUAAAUUAAUUUUUGUUCAUAUUUCCAUGUGAUCUUUUCUAUAUGCAUAAUUAAAGAAGGAUGUCAAUUUUUCAUAUAACGAGUGAUCCUGGGCAUUUUUAUGCAAUUUUAUUUUUACAUGUGAAGUGUAACAAUAUAAAAAUGCAUAUAAAAACACUGGUUCACUUUUUGGCAUUGUUAUUUGUUUUUUUAAUUAUUAUUUUCAUUGAUUGCUGAAAUGGACGGAAAACUCAGUUCAUACUUCGAUCUUUUUCUUUUGAUAAAAUUACCUUUUUAAGAUAUCUAUUUGAGACAAGAUUUUCAUAUGCCAGUUGACUAAUUUCAGGAACAAAAAUAGUGAUAUUGGUUCGGGAUGAUGUACGUCUCAAAGUAGCCGCAUAUUAUAGAGCAGUAUAGCUCAUUUAGGAUAGAAUGGUCGAAGAACCUUUUGUUGUUGCUUAGAAUCAAAAUGGAUCUUUUUUUUUUAAGAAAAAACAAAAUGUUAUAGACUGAUGAGCCACAUAUGAAAUGAAAAAACGCGAUAUUUGCGACUCAGCAUUUAAUUUUUAUCGCAAAUAUUCACACCAAUCUAAUUAAGAAAAGACUAAAUAAAUAUGAUAAAUAAAUUGUAAAUCAUAAUAAGAUUUUAUUUUUUCAAAUUAAAAAACCAAACGAAUCUAUAA
Messenger RNA from Contarinia nasturtii (swede midge), 3698 nucleotides. RefSeq lists its product as uncharacterized. The coding region runs from base 1370 to 2383 and encodes 337 amino acids. The record is from RefSeq and is a predicted model, not a curated record. NCBI's taxonomy places the organism in Eukaryota, Metazoa, Arthropoda, Insecta, Diptera, Cecidomyiidae. The transcript is spliced from 4 exons. Gene Ontology annotation, biological process: protein ubiquitination; interstrand cross-link repair. Gene Ontology annotation, cellular component: nucleus. Gene Ontology annotation, molecular function: ubiquitin protein ligase activity.